AUGUCCAUCGAAAACCUCAAGUCCCAUGACCCCUUCGCCGACGCGGACGAAGACACCGGCGAGACCAAACAGUCUCAGGACUACAUCCACAUUCGGAUUCAGCAGCGCAAUGGUCGUAAAACUCUGACCACUGUUCAGGGUCUCCCCAAGAAGUUCGACCAGAAGAAGAUUCUCAAAGUCAUUAAGAAGAAGUUUGCCUGCAAUGGCACCAUCGUCGCAGACACUGAGAUGGGCGAGGUGAUUCAGCUGCAAGGAGAUCAGCGUAAGGAUGUUCAGGAUUUCUUGACCGGCAAGGAAGGCCUCGAGCUUGAUGCCAAGACCAUCAAGGUGAGCAUCCGUCCAUCCCCAAAUUUCCAAGAUAGAUCUAACCCCACAUUCCAGGUCCACGGCUUCUAA
Messenger RNA from Penicillium maclennaniae, 396 nucleotides. RefSeq names its product translation initiation factor eIF1. NCBI's taxonomy places the organism in Eukaryota, Fungi, Ascomycota, Eurotiomycetes, Eurotiales, Aspergillaceae. The coding region runs from base 1 to 396 and encodes 131 amino acids. Gene Ontology annotation, molecular function: ribosomal small subunit binding; RNA binding; translation initiation factor activity. Gene Ontology annotation, biological process: translational initiation. The transcript is spliced from 4 exons. Gene Ontology annotation, cellular component: eukaryotic 43S preinitiation complex. The record is from RefSeq and is a predicted model, not a curated record.